UGGUUACUCGGAGGCGUGAUAUCAUUAAGACGCGACGGUGCUCGAGUUCGUCGUUGAGAGUGAAGCGCGCUGUUCAUUCAUCAUGGCACCUUCACCGACCAAGCGUAGGGAACGCUCAGAGGAUAAACCCAGAGAGAGAGCGAAGGAGAAACCAGCAGGAAAAGAAGGAGCAGAGAAAGAGAGAGGUCGAGAUAAGAUCCGUAAACGUCGCAGUAACUCCACUGGCAGCAGCAGCAGCAGAUCCAGUUCUAGCUCCAGCAGCAGUUCUGGUUCCAGCUCGGGCUCAUCCAGUGGAUCCAGCUCUUCCUCUGGCACCAGCCGUUCUGGGUCAUCCAGCUCCUCCCGUUCCUCCAGCUCGUCUGGAUCCUCCGGGUCCCCCAGUCCGAGCCGCCGUCGCCACGACAACCGACGCCGUUCACGAUCAAAAUCCAAAUCACAAAAACGUACCGAUGAGAAAGAGAGGAAGAGGAGGAGCCCCAGUCCCAAACCAACCAAACUUCAUCUGGGAAGACUCACCAGGAAUGUAACCAAGGACCACAUUCAAGAGAUCUUCUCAACUUACGGAAAGAUCAAGAUGGUUGAAAUGCCCCCAGACCGCUUGCAUCCUAAUUUAUCAAAGGGCUAUGCUUAUGUAGAAUACGAGUCUCCAGAAGAUGCCCAGAAGGCCCUAAAACACAUGGAUGGAGGUCAGAUUGAUGGUCAGGAAAUCACAGCCAGCGCUGUUCUGCCACAAAGGAUACGACCUGUCCCGCGAAGAAUGACACCACCACGCAGAAUGCCCCCUCCACCUCCUAUGUGGCGCCGUACGCCACCUCGCAUGAGGAGAAGAUCUCGGUCUCCACGGCGACGUUCCCCGGUGAGGAGGCGCUCUCGCUCCAGGUCUCCGGGUCGCAGACGUCAUCGCUCCCGCUCCAGUUCCAACUCAUCCCGUUAGAUUCUUCAUUCAGGCAGCAGCAUACUUCAGAUUCACCUCCAUGAUAUUUCUCCCAUGUGAGCCCGUUGCUUUAGAUUAAUUUGGAGAUGAAGUGUCGGGAGGGUUUUACUUUCACUAGUACCUCGGAAUUGUACGUAAAUGUAAACGCCCUUUAUAACAUCUUUUUGAGUUGGUGUGAAUGUGAUUUGGAUAUUUUUUGCAUAUGUGCUUCUACUAGUGUUAGAUUUCUUUUUGUCAUGUGUUUUUUGAUAAAUACAGCUUUAUUGCUGGUUUGUUUUAAGAUUCAUUACUUCAUUUCUUUCCCAAUAACAGAAAUGUUUGUCGUUUUGUUGGUUGCAUUGUUGGCCUAUAUUCCAACCUGCAGAAAUCAAAAUGCGUGAUUUCUGAUCCUGUAAACGUGUUGAUCUAUAAGAUUUACAACAAAUCAAUAAACAAGUUUAACAUCCUA
This is a messenger RNA of Paramisgurnus dabryanus, 1382 nucleotides long. The record is from RefSeq and is a predicted model, not a curated record. NCBI's taxonomy places the organism in Eukaryota, Metazoa, Chordata, Actinopteri, Cypriniformes, Cobitidae.